GUCCCUCAGGAGUAAUCAGCUCACGGGUUCAAUCCCUGUGGAAAUUGGCUCUCUACUAUCUCUGACAUCCCUCUAUCUCUACUCCAACAUGCUUUCUGGCUCCGUGCCCUCCUCAAUCACAAAGCUAACUGCACUGACGGUUUUGUCGCUUGCCACCAACCAGCUCAACGGCCCCAUCCCGGCUGACAUUGGUGUUCUCACCAAGUUGACAAGCAU
Closterium sp. Naga37s-1 is the source of this 216-nucleotide messenger RNA. NCBI's taxonomy places the organism in Eukaryota, Viridiplantae, Streptophyta, Zygnematophyceae, Desmidiales, Closteriaceae. The record is from the annotation of a GenBank genome assembly.